This is a messenger RNA of Xyrichtys novacula (pearly razorfish), 10317 nucleotides long. The record is from the annotation of a GenBank genome assembly. Lineage: Eukaryota; Metazoa; Chordata; Actinopteri; Labriformes; Labridae.
AUGGGGGCCACAGGAUACGGAUACUAUCGUGUCCCCAUCUUUGUGUGCAUGUUCAUCGGCUACUCGCUGUACUUCUUCAAUAGGAAAACCUUCUCCUUCGUCAUGCCCUCUGUGAUGGAAGAGAUCGAACUGGAUAAGAACGACCUGGGUGAGACAUUUAUGAGGAUAUUUAAUGUUUAAUUUAACACUGAUCAGGUCUUUAAUGAGGCUUUCUUUUAAUAAACUUGUGUAACACUGCCUAAACCUAGCUUAUGCAGCUUUGUGAACAUGCACAUUGCAGAUAUAUUUGCAUGAACUGUUGCAAAUGAAAAAAAGCCUCCAGACCUCUCCAGUGUUUCAACCGUGUUGUUCUUUUGAUGCUGAAUGUAUGCUCCUCUGUCCACCGUUUGGCCACUUGUGCAGAUGUAAUGUAUUCAGUUUCUGUUUCAGCACUUUGCUAUGUGAGGCAUCUGUUUGGGUAAUGACAGAGACUCUCUUCACCCCGCUUGACCUCAAUAACAGACAGCUCCACAGAAAUUAUAUUUACCAAGAGUAAAGUAUGGAUUACACAGGGUGCUCACAUCAGAUUGGGAUCACUAAAAACAACAUUUUAUAACACUGUUAAGUUGUAUACCUUUAUGGUAUAAAGACUUAUCCUCACAGUUUGCAUAUUACUCUGACUUGCUCUAUAUGUUUUUAAACAUUUUUCUUUCUUCUAGUUUGAAAAGAGUCUUAAACUUUAGUUUGAGUGAAACCUUUCACAGCACCCUUGUUUUGAGAAAGAAAGCGAAACAAAAAUAAAAAUUUAGUCGCUUUAAGCUAGAUGCUCACAAAUGCAAACUAAUACAUUUUCACUGACAAAAUGACUGGUCAAAAUGUGGUCACAGUCAGGCCAGGCUUGUAUAAUUAUCGGCAAAUAUAAAUAUCCGAUCUGGACUCAGUAAUUGUUGAUAUUCAAUAUAAUUAUAAAACAUACUGGGUUGGGGACCAAAGAAGCGGAUAAGAUUUUUUUAAUUUCGCUUUCUUUGUUUGUUAUUGGUUCAUAGACUGAUAGUAAUGAAUCACAGAAUUAAAGUUCAUCAACAGCAAUGGAGGAAGUGCUUUUUGUGCAUCACUUAAGACCAUAUCUUCAGAAACAGGAGACCCUUCAAGUGGUCACAAAUAUGUUUGUAAGUUCCUGUUAUAGUCUGGCCUAAACUGUGAGACUUACACACUGACCAUCCUUAGAUUCUGUAGACCUUAAUACAUGGUUGAUAAUGACUUUAAGUACUGAGUGUGUUUUAUUGUAGUUAUGGUAUUCAUGAGAACAACCUUGACCAGGUAGAGAUCAGUAACUUUGACUGGACUGGUUUGAUUUUGUCAUUAUUUCGACGAUUCAUUCAUCACAGUUGUUCAGUCAGUCCAUGUCUCCUCUACUGAAGAUGCUCUAAUACAGAUGUACGUGUUUUUGUCUCUGCAGGGCUGAUCACCAGCAGUCAGACCAUGGCCUACGCCAUCAGUAAGUUCAUCAGUGGUGUGUUGUCCGAUCAGAUCAGCGCUCGCUGGCUCUUCUCCAUCGGCCUCUUCUUGGUGGGCGGCAUCAAUGUGGUGUUCUCCUGGUCCUCCAGCGUGGCCAUGUUCUCUCUGCUCUGGUUCAUAAACGGCCUGGGACAGGGCUGCGGCUGGCCUCCCUGUGGGAAGGUCCUGCGCAAGGUAAGAUCACUAAGUUGGCCGUGCCAUGCCAAACCGAUCCUCCAUGAUUUGUGGUGCCUCAGCAUAAAGCAAACAUGUACAACAAUUUCUGACCACUGUUUGAAUAUCAAGAUAGAACACACCUUGAUAUCCUCCCACUGUGAUAAAUACAGUCAUAACACACUGGUGGAUGCAGGCUGACUGUGCUGGUAUCCUGUGUUGGAGCUUAGAUGUGCAGAACUGAUUUGGUCAGUGAAACCUCAAAAUUGAUGUCACCCUUUUUCCAUUUUCCACAGAGCACAUUUAACUUACUGCAGCAAAGAUCCUUUAAUUCAGCAAAGCAUGAUGGUAUGAAGCAGAUAAUCACGGUCAUUGAAAGUUCAACAACUCUUGUGUCUGUUUGAAUCAAAAACUCCCAGAUGAGUUUGGACACUGUUUUCAGUAUUAAUAAAAACAGAAUGAAUAGUUAUAAGAUUAUUCAAACACUUUACUGAACUGAAAAUAGUUUAAGGACAGCGUAUCAAAUGUUUAAACUGAACAUUUUCAUGUUUUACGAUAAAUGCCAAUUUGCCCAUGCAGCCCUUGAUGCCAGCAGCAUGUUUCAAAAUGAUAAGACAGGAACAAGAAAAUAAUGACAGAGUUGUUAACUGUAAAAAAAAAAAAAAGAAAAAAACCCUCAAGGAAUACUCCCCAAAUCAAGGGGGUUAGUUUAAAACAAGUUUACAACAUACAUGGAGAUAAAAAAGGCAUUCAGAGAGGCUGAGUCUCUCCGAAGGAAGGAUGGAAAGAGUUUAACCACUCUGUGAGAGACUGCAUCAGCAAAUACGUCAACAGUUUCAGAAUUAUGUUUCUCAGCGUUAAAUUGCAAUUAAGAAGUGAAAUUCAUUAUUUUUGGUACAUAAUAUCCUAUAAAGAUAAGAGAAUCUGGAGAAAUCUCUGUACUAAAGAAACCCACAGUGGGUGGAGUGAUCUUCAGGCCUUCAGGCAGCUCUGGGUCAAAAACAGACAGGACUCUGUGGCGUCAAUCACUGCAUGAGCUCAAAGUGACAUUCAUCUGACACUACUGUCUGUGAGCACAGUUUGUUACUGCUUUUACAAAUGUACAGAUAUAGGCGAAAACUCAAACACACAAAGACAAAAACAAGUGUUAACAAGAUCCAGUAACACUGGUGACUUCUCUGGACCUGAAACCAUGUAAGAUGGACCGGGGGAUGUAGAAAAGUGUCCUGUAGCUCUAAAAUUUAAAAUCUGGCAUUCCUUUUGGAAAUCAUGGACAAGGAGAGGGACCGCAAGCUAGUUAUCAGAGUUCAAAAGCCAGCAUUCACGAUGGGAUGAAGAUGCAGAAGUGCCGAUGGCAUGGGCAGUUUACAUUUAGGGAGGCACCAUAAAUGCUGUGCAAUAUCUACAGAUUUUGAAGCAUCUUGACCAUAGACUGUAUAUAGAAUGGACGCCUUCUGCCUCCUCACUGGGUGACACCACCGCGAGAACAGCACCCUCUGAUGAUGGGCUCCAGUAUAGGUUAUAAAUCCCGCCUCCUCCAGCAAUCCCUAUGGAGCUGUGGACAAACUUUAGAAAUUAAUUACACAAAUUAUACAUUUUUCUCCUCCCUGCUUGCCAUGUUGACACGUAGUUACUGUAAGACUGGUUUUUCCUCAUUUUUAAAAGUUAUUAGGGGGUUCAUUUUUUCUAUGAUUGAUACUUGAUACAGCCUAUGGGCGUACAAAGAUUGUGUAUUCAUCCAGGGGAUAAACUGUUUGAGCUGAGCGUCAUGACGGCGAUUCUCUGUGACUCUUCGACUGAAUGCAUACAAUGCUACUGCGCAAGUGAUGGUUCCAGGAAGUGGAGAAAAUCCCAGAAAUACCGAAGGCAGUUCGGCUUCAAAUUCAUAGAAUGGCGGAAGGCAGUGUCAAGUUGUCCGUAGUUUAUACAGUAUGAUCCUGACUGUGACUUUUUCUGUAGUAGAAGAGUCUGGGUGCUAAACUGGCCUGCCUGCAGUCCUGACUUGUCACCUACUGAAAACAUGGAGCAUCAUGAUAAAAAAAAAAAAAAGAAAUAAGACAAAGAAGACCUUUAGCUGUUGAGCAGCCAAAGUCCUGAAUCAACAUUUCACUUUCACACUCUAGAAACCGGCCUGCUCUCAUCUGUUCCCAAACAUCCACAGUGGAGCGCAGUAAUAACAAUACAGUGAAAACACUGUCUGUUGCUCUCAACACUAAAAAAACAUUUCGUGUUGGCUACAUUGAUUUCAGGGAUGGUAAUAAAAAGGUGAAACCCUGCACCUGCUCUCAGCUGUAUUGUCUGUGUUUUUCUCUCUGGUCUGCACGUCUGUUAGCUGUAAAAGUGUGCGCAGGAAUUUCCUGCAGUUGUUCAGUGCCACUGACCUUUGGGUCAGAGGUGGCACCUCUAUGUACGUUGAGAUACCAGCUAUAUAUCAACACUUAUCAGCACAGGCCAGGUAUAUUUCUAUAUAUUUGAUUACCCAACAGUCUUUAAUGUCCACUGAACUGUUGGUGGCAUAUAAAAGACUUCAAUGUAAAGACUGUUCAAGCAUCAAAUAGCAGAAUGCAUCAGACAUCUUUAGUCUUGUGAGGAGCUGCUUUUAGUAAGAGUGUGCAAAGGUGGGGAAUAAAUAGGCUUUGGCAUGUGUUCAGCAAGCCCACAGGGAUCAGAUUACAGCAGGGAGUAUUUAUAGGAGAUCCUCAGUAAAUCUCUCCAAAAGAAGAUAACUUUGACCAAAGGUUUUCUUUUUCUCUUUUAGUGAGAGAGACAUCUUCAAACGUGUGCCUCAUCUCUGCAGCUCCUGUUUGCAGCUGAGUCAACAUGCUCACACUGAGGAUACACGCGGGGUUAAACCAGCCUCUGAGCUGCUUUACAUGUUUGCUCAGUGGAUUCCCUAGUUACUACUCAGUUGGGUUUCUGUGUGAGGAAAACUUCUGGCCCACUUCAGCUGUAUUACAUCAUGAGGGCGUGAGGCUCUGACGCCAUUUGUCCUGAGGCAGUAAAAAAGAGAAGAAUAGGAACAGUGUUUUAGAUGCACGAGGAAAAGCUUCUGUAACGUUUCUACAUGCUGCCAACUCCCAAAAGCUUUCUCACAGCCGAAUAAUAAAAUAUAUUAAAGCAAGACAGUGCAGGGUCUGGAUAAGCAUUCCCAAAGAUCAGAGGGAAAAUAGCACUCAGUGAAAUAGCUAAUUAGCUAAUCUUUUCAAGUCCGACUGAUCACACUUUGGUUUCAUUAUCUGUAGAGCACAUGGAGGUAGUGAAGAGCAGAUUUGCCUUUGGUUUGCCUGCUUCAUACUUGUCUCCAUACUAAAAAAAGCUUUUAACGAGUCAAAUUUCAGUCAACUGAGGUGCUAAUAUCUCACUCAUCUCUACAGGUAACAAACAAAACGCUCAUUUCAAUAAUAAUACAGUAUUAUUUAUAAAAAUCUGACCUGCUCUCAUGCUUUAAUCAGAAGUUGACGUUCACAAAUGAAAAAGAGAGAGGAAGACGGUAAAGCAGGUAAGAGAAGUUGAGGUUUUAUAAGGAAACUAUGGAGAACCGGUAAGGUCAAAUAACCAGCAAAACUAGGAAAUAAGACAUUUCUGAUUGUGUCACAACUGUUGUGCUCUUGAGAACUUAUUAAUACAUCCACACCUCUGCACAAAUAUGCAGGAAGGUGCCAGAUUGGCUCUGCCCUCAGCUGAAGUUAUGCUGUUCUCUUCUCACUCUGUGUGUCUCUGCCCCACCCUCCAUCACAGCCACAGCACCACUGACUUCUCAGUGUCAGGUUGACAAACAGUCACAUUUUGUGAGGCCCUCUAAGCAUCUUAUCAGGACUGACAUGUCACCUUUAUGUCUCCUUCAAACAGGAUGAGAGCAGAGUAGAGAGGAAGCAGUGUCACCUGAUCCCUACAUGUCAAUCAGUCCAGAUCUGGGGACCGUUAACAAGGAGUUAACAAAUACUGCUCAAUGAUUGACGCCCAUGAAAUGACAAGACUAAAAAGAAAAUUAACAUUUCCAUACAGAGAGCACAAGCUCUGUGAUUGCCUAACACCACACACUAUACUCUUGUGUAGCUGACACCUUUAUCAGGCUAAAGUGGGAUGACAUUUCACUUUUCAAGACUUGAGAAACUUCUGAAAGUUUCUAAAGGGGGAAUUAUUUCAUGUUCAAACUGACAAACCUUAUUAUUUUUUUUUUUAAAUACUCACCCAUUUUUAAUUUGAUGCUGCAACAUGUUCCAAAAAAGUUGGGACAGGGUCAUGUUUACGGUUGUGUUACAUCAGCUUUCCUUUGAACAACGCUCAGUAAGCAUUUGUGAACUGAGGACACUAGUCAUUGAAACUUUGAAGGUGAAGUCUUUCCCACUCCUGAAAAAGACUUUGCUCUGAUGGCUGCACAUGUUGUUUCUAACCCUGUAUGUACUUUCAGAAUAAAUGGAUCCUUCGCAGAUGUAACAGUUAGCCAUAGGCACCAACAACGAUCUAAAUUGUGGACUCGUCAAACCACAGCACACUUUUCCACUUUGCAUUAGUCCAUCUCAGAUGUAAGAAGUAAUCUUAAGUUCUCUUAAAUGUUCAUCAGUGUGAAGACAAACUUGAAUCAAGUCUCAUUACUGUUCUUUUGUGGGUUUGGAUCUCUGUGUACAUGACCAAAAGUAUGUAUAAUGUACAGUAUACUGGUUAAAAACGGCUUUUGCAGUAAGAUGAGUGUGUAUUCUCUGUCUCGAUCUAUAUUGUUAGAUUAUAAAAUGUUCACUGUUUUCUGUCGGUUCUUCUUCUGUCCCUCAGUGGUUUGAGCCGUCCCAGUUUGGUACCUGGUGGUCCGUCCUGUCCUGUAGUAUGAACCUGGCCGGGAGUAUGGGUCCCAUCCUGGUCACAGUGCUGCUGCAGUAUUAUGACUGGAGGACCAUCAUGACCAUGUCGGGCAUCUUCUGUGCAGCUUUCUCCUUGGUUUGUCUGGUAUUUGUGAAGAACGAGCCAAAGGAUGUGGGUCUGCCGAGCAUCGAGGCUGCAGCUAAGAAGGGAUCAAAGGGAGGUGAGUAAGGAGAGGAGACAAGGGUUGAGAGUCUGUGACACGGAGCCAAGUCAGUCUGUCUUUUUCUUACAACAGCCAAAAUAAGAGAUUUAAGAUGGAAUGUGGAAAUACCAAGUAAGGGAAAAUACACGGUGUACAGGUGAUUGAACAAACUCUAUUCCCGUCAGGGUGAGCAGGAUCCUCACAUGAAGGAUCUGUUGAUACUAUGUAGAUGUUUGAUUACUCAUCAUGUUGAUAUCAAAGUGAAAAAAAAACCUUUUCAAUCAUACAUAUGUGUAUCUGUGUGUGAUUCAUGAACAAACAAAUAUUCCAGGGGCUGAGAGGAAAAUAGAAUAAAAUAAAAUAAAUUGAACUGUAUUAAAGAAUCAGGAAUUUCAAUGUUGGGUAGUAUUGUACAAAGUUAUGUUGAGACUACUGCAGCUACAAGAUCAGCCUCUGCAGCCCCCACUCCCCCCUGUCUGACAGUAGACUCUCCACACUUUGAGGGUGUUUGUAUGGACAGUCCAGUCAGGUGAAUUUUCAGGUGAGAGCCUCAGAAGUCUUCCUAAGUGCAUCUCUGAGAAGAGCUGAUGUGACAACAACAACAAAAAAUCCUUCAGUGUCUUUUUCGUUGUCACCAGAAGGGGGCGAUGUUGAUGGGAAAAUAAACCAAGACUUUGAGGGGGUCUUGUUUUCUGAAGGUGGUGGCUGUGUGUUUAAGGGACGUGUCAGAUCAUACAGAGUGUAAACAAUCAGACACCAUUAUCACCUUACAUCAAAAUGAUUAAUGUGCCAUGACUGCACCAUGUGAUGCACAUACUUUAAAGAAUAAGUCAGUCAUACAUUCUCAUGACUUUGCACUGUAUUUAUGUACGUAUCAGUUACCAGUGAUUGCCUCCCUGUCUGUGCUUGGGCUCUUCAGGAAACAGUGAGAGCACCCUGAAGGAGUUCCUCCUCUCUCCCUUCCUGUGGGUGCUAUCUCUGGGUUACCUGGUGGUGUUCGGGGUGAAGACGGCUGCCACCGACUGGGGACAGCUGUUCCUCAUGCAGGAGAAAGGACAGACUGCUCUCAUGGGUAUUCAAUUCAACUUUGUAAAGGUCCGCAGAGAUUAAAACCUAACCUUGUUGUAUUUGCUGACCUCCGUGUUAUUUCACAGGCAGUACUUACAUGAGUGCCUUGGAGGUGGGAGGUUUUGUGGGCAGCCUGGCGUCAGGUUUCAUCACAGACAGAGCUGUGGCACGGGUGAGUGACAGACAGUGAUGAAUAAGCAAAAAUAGUCAUUGAUAAGAGUUGAGUAUUGAAAAACAUCCUGUUUUUUGGCUUCUUCCAGCAAGGUUUAGGCACUCACGGUAACCCUCGCCAUGGUGUGCUCAUCCUCAUGAUGGGCGGUAUGUAUGUGUCUAUGUACCUCUUCAGAGUCACCAUCACUCCUGAAAUCCCAGAGGUAACUGCAAAGUUAUUUAUGUCAUCAGCAAACUUGUGAAAAUCAAAACCUGUCUGUAGUUAAAAAAAAACACCUCUCUCUCUUCAGGAAGCUCCUCUUUGGGUUCAAAUUAUUCAUCCUCUGUCUGUUCUCAUUGGUGUGUCAGAAAAGGAGGUAUGGUCCACACAUUUUACUAGAAUAAACACAUACUGGCCUUAACCUUAGAAAAGCUUUUUCAACUCUUUCUCUUUGGUCUCUCACAGAUCUGGAUCCUCUUCCUCGGUGCUAUGUUUGGAUUUUCUUCUUACGGACCAAUCGCCUUGUUUGGAGUGAUUGCCAGUGAAAGUGCUCCUUCAAACUUUUGUGGAACCUCUCAUGCUGUUGUAGCUCUGAUGGCUAAUGGUAAGCUGAAGAUCCAAUGAAGAAUAUGUCUUAUACUGUGGUAAUUUAGCAUUUAUUAGUCAGUUUUACAACUCCAGUUAGUGUACAAUGUCCAAGAGAGUGUGGAGACUGUGUAAAAUGUUCAUAAAAUCUGAUUUCAAGGAUGAUUUGAAUUUCAUGUCAGCAAGAUAUUUCAAGACAGUUGUGGCAGGAGCACAUUCACCAUUGUGCUGCAUCACCUCUUCUUUAUCAUCACCCUGUAAAUGUUUGGGGACUGAUGAGACCAGUCUGGAGUUUGAAAGUGAAAUGAUCUGCUCUGUUAUAUGAUUUCAGCUGCAGCAGCAGUUUGGGGUCUUCUUUGUUGUAAUUUUUGAGUCAUGGUAUGUUAAAUGUUUUCAGUGAGUGACAAGUUGAGACGACAGGCAGUCCAGUCCAGCACUGAGACUCUGCUACUACAGAGCCAUGCUGUUAUGACAUUCGCCAAAUGUAGUUGGCAUCUUCUUGCUGUGAUAUGCGAGGUCUUGCCUGUGAAACGAAUUGUCCUGAUGGCAGUGUUGCUCCCGAACCUGGAUAAAUUGUUCAGCAUUUUUCCAGUUUUUCAAACAUCCUGUGCUGUGGGGACUCAACCAUCCCCAUACAAUCGCAAAUGCUGGCUUUUGGACUGUGCACUGUUAACAAGACGGGCUGUACUUUUCCUUUUGGAGCAUAAGCUGCAGCAUCCAUGAUUUCCAUAAAGAAUGUCAGAUUUUAACUUGUCAGACUGCAGGACAGCUUUCCAUUUCACUUCCGUUUUAAAAGAUCUCAGGUCUAGAGGAGUCGCCAGCUACCAGUACAGACAUAUCUGUUUUUAACGCAGUGCAGCAAGGGCCCAAAGACCACAGCCAUCCAGUAUCAGUUAUCAGCUUAGUCAGGAACAUUAGUCCAACUUUGCUGAACUAUCUGCUGAUGCAGUCUCUCACAGAGUGGAGAAUCUUUUCCCAACUUUACUUCUUAGACACUCAGCUUCUCUGAAAAACCCUUUUUAUACCCACUUGUCUGACUAACCUGCAAAGUAACCUAUGCAGUUUUACGUUUUUUACGUUUUCUCGACCCUGGGGCAGCUGUGUUGUAAAAUCACAAAAUGUUGAAAAUCCAACAAGAUUAUCUUUGAACCAUAAAAAUAAUCCAGACUUUGUUGACUCUUGUUAAAGAGGGGGAUUUGGACCAAAAUUGACCAAAUUAUGCUGUUGUGUGAAACUCAAGGGGAAAAAAAAUUGUGGGGUGCAAAUUGCAGCAGAAAUCACACAAGGUGAAAAGUGCUCUGAACACAGGGUACUUGAAAGCCAUCCCAUCACACACCCACCCCAUAGGGUUCCCAAAUGACCCCAAGCAUCAAGAUAAGGGAAGAUAUACAGGCUGCAAUAGACAACAAAUCACAGGGUUAUACAGUAGGUUUCUCUCUUCACUGGUGUGUCAUUGAGUAUGGCACCAGAGGAGACACCUUAAGAGGCUCAGCAGUAGGCCCUUGUAUCCCAAACCUAACCCCCUUCCAGUGCUCACUGAAUCCACAAGCAGGACCACUUCAUUUAACAACACAACCCAUAAAGCAUUGCCAUGUUUAACAGAACCAGACUAUAUACAUGCAAGUUCAAUGUCGUACUUAGUUGAUUCUUCCUGCCACAACAGAUUAAACAGCAGCUUUUAUUUCUUCUUUUUACAGUGGGUGCCUUCAUGGCGGGGCUGCCCUUCAGCAACAUUGCCAAACAGCACAGCUGGGACAUGGCUUUCUGGGUAGCAGAGGUGACCAUGGGCGUCGCCACCAUUGGCUUCUUCCUGGUACGCAACAUGCGCACUAAGAUGGGACGGAUUGCAGAAAAACUGGACUAA